Molecule: messenger RNA, 1927 nt
Organism: Durusdinium trenchii
Lineage: Eukaryota; Dinophyceae; Suessiales; Symbiodiniaceae
Source: the annotation of a GenBank genome assembly
AGGUGCUCAGCUCAUGGUGCCGCCACGGAACCAUGGUACUUCUGAGACAAUACUUUCGUUCUAAUUUUGGUCCCGGCCAAGCGAUCACGUCAAGCGACGAAUCUUGGUUUGGGAGCUGGCUCCACAAGCGAGCAAUACCUGAAUUGUCAAGCGCCAAACACGUGGACAAGGGGCCGGUUGCUCUGAAGCAUAUUGAGCGUCUUUGCUAGUAAAAAGACAAAUUCCAUACAGUGGACAAAGAUGCAAACUUGUAUACACUUCUUACCACUUGGACACUUUGGGUAGUUGGAUGUGGUGAGGAAAGCGAUUUCUUUACUCUUUCAUGUUUGUGGUGAAUAGUCUGUCUAGGCAGUUCGCAAGUCAAUUUAAACAGAUGCGCUGGAGCUGCUAAUCCGAUUUUUCCUUUCCUUGCAAGUGUUCUGAGCUUGCAGCUCCGGCUUGAGAGCGUUUUAGUGGAACCGGUGUGGCGAUCUUGCCUUGCUUUUUCCAUGCCGCUGUGCUGUCUUCCCGCUGUCAUCACCAUGGCCAUGGCCAUGGGGGCAGCCGCUUUUACCUCGCCACCAGUUUUUGCGCGGCCCCGUUUGCAAGAAGUGCUUCACACCAACACCAGUUGCCCACCUGGUUUCAAGGCGUGCGGACAUUGCGGAUGCGCCCCGGCGGAUGCAUGUGAUGCGUGCAAAGGCCCUUUGGGUGAAGUGAACGUCACCGUGCGGGCCGUGCGGAGCAAGAUGGCAGGCUGCCCGUCGGACCACGUGGAUUGCGGCAACCAGACAUGCGUGCCACAGUCAAAGUGCGCAGCAACAGGAUCUCCUCAGGCCGUGCCAAGCAGUUCAAGAAGAUCCAUUCUCCAAGAUUGCCCAGCGGUCUACACCGACUGCGGCGUGUGCCAAUGUGUGCCUGGCGAUGUCUGUCAGCGCUGUCCCAACGUGAUCGCACUUUCGAUCCCCGCAGAGAACGGGACGGACUUUGACAUGUCAAGCGAGCCAACCGCCAACAACUCAGAGCCACAAGAGAAUGGACAGCCACCUCACUAUCCUUCAGAGGAGCGGAUUUGGGCUGUCGAUGGUCUUGCAAAGUCUGUGAGUUGGGCGCGCUACCAGUCCACAUAUCCCUUUUUGGUUGCCAUCAAAUGGAUUGGCCGUGGAGGAAAACGCAGUCACAUGUGUGGAGGCACUUUGAUCCGUGAGUCUGUCGUUCUUACAGCAGCACAUUGUGUUUCCCAAAUGCGAAAUGGACGGAUUAUGUUUCUUGAUGCCAGCAUCGUCGAAGUUUGGUGGGGUCAGGGAGACAACAAUUGGAUCAGUUCGGGGGUGGACCUGCUCGUGAUUCCUUCCUCGUACAAUGGGAAUGAUGGGAAUGACGACAUUGCGAUCCUCCAUUUGACCCGACGCUUCUCGGGUGCAUCAGUGGCAAGGUUGUCCCGGCGGAAGUGGUACAAUGUGGGCUCGAAACCAUUGAUCGCUGGAUGGGGAGCAGUGGAUCGUCAUUCACAGUGGUACCAAGCAGACAAACUAAGAGAAGGUUACACUCAGAUUGCUGAUUCUGCGCUGUGCAAGGCGAUGAUUAAGGAUUUUGACCCCGCCAAAAAGAUUUGUGCAGGGAGUUACCGUUCAGGAUUGGCUGGCACUGCCAAAGGUGACAGUGGAGGGCCGAUGCUAUUGAACGGUUAUCAGAUCGGAAUCACCUCGCAUGGCUUCAGAGUCGGCAAUGAGUAUCUUGAUGUGUACACCAGGGUGUCAAACUAUGGGGGUUGGAUCAAUCAGGUGUUCGCACACUACCGGUAAGUGCAGGUUUGAUUUGCACAGAGUCGCUCCAGACUCGGUUUUGAGUUCUGCAUCAGAAUGAUGAUGAAUGAAGUGUGAGUGCUUCAAUCUAAGCUUUGAGCAUUUUCUUAAUUACCAUAGGUGGUUGCUUCCUCUCAGAUGUA